Molecule: messenger RNA, 267 nt
Organism: Colletotrichum orchidophilum
Lineage: Eukaryota; Fungi; Ascomycota; Sordariomycetes; Glomerellales; Glomerellaceae
Exons: 2
Coding region: 1-267 (88 amino acids)
Source: RefSeq, a predicted model, not a curated record
AUGGAAUUCAUCGACUUGAUUGAAGCGCACCAGAGCGGCGUUGCGGCUGAGCGCCUGCACAUAGUCAUUGAUCUGACGCAGGAUGACGAGAUUUCUUACGUACCCGGCGGUGCGUCUCCGAACAGAAGCAGAGCGGCGCCUGCUGGCACGACUUGUGUUGCGCCGUCUGUUAUCAACGAAGACGCCGCAGUAUCUGCCCUGCACACCCUCGAAAACCUAGACAGCGAAGAAAGAGAGUCUUCAAUGUUGAAUGCCCCGUCUGCUUAG